This is a messenger RNA of Bufo gargarizans (Asiatic toad), 2401 nucleotides long. RefSeq names its product sialic acid-binding Ig-like lectin 10. The record is from RefSeq and is a predicted model, not a curated record. Lineage: Eukaryota; Metazoa; Chordata; Amphibia; Anura; Bufonidae. Bases 47 to 1570 code for a protein of 507 amino acids. The transcript has 10 exons.
AACAGACAAACCGGAGAUCUCUGUGGAGAAGUUGGUGGCUGGGAAAAUGGCGACAGUAACCUGCAGAAGUCCAGGAACAUGCGCUGGAUCUGCUCCUCGCAUCACAUGGAAUAGAAAGAAUGAAGAUUUAUACAAUUACCAAAAUAAUUACCCAAAUAAAACCAGGACUUACUUCUCCAAUAUUACAUUCGCCCCUACAAAGGAUGACAACAGAUCGCCCCUGGUCUGCAGAGUGGAUUUCCUGGAAAACACGGCUGUGACAGAACAGACGAUCGUCCUAAACGUGGAAUACCCUCCUGAUGUGACUAUCACCAUUGAAGGAUCCUUCACCAGAUCUUCUGCACCCCAGGCAAGACCUUCAGACUUUCCAGCUGGUGACACAAAUGAAACGUUUAUAGUCAAAGAAGGAGACACCAAGAUGAUAAACUGCCAGGUGGACAGUAACCCAGUGGCGGAAAUUACUUUGUUCGUUGGAGAUGAAGUGAAACGAGGACCAACUAGUGGAAGCACGCUGGUCUACAGUCUUCACAAUAUUAGUCUUAGUGAUGCUGGGAAAUACUGGUGUUCGGGACAGAAUGAUCAUGGGACCUCCAACAGGACCAUUCAAAUAAUUGUUCACUAUCCUCCCAGAACACCAAAUAUAAUCUGUACAGCAACUAAAGAUUGUACCGUAGUCAAGCAGCAGAUGAUAUAUGUCUUGGAGAAAUCCACAAUCUCUUUACUCUGCACAGCGGAAAGUCUCCCGGAGGCUUCACUGUCCUGGGCAACUUCUGGUCCAAGCACUAACCAAACCAGAGUCAGUGGCCUUCUCACGCUUUCCAACGUAUCUCUCAGCGAUGAAGGACAGUUUACUUGUGAAGCCACUAAUAAUUAUGGGAAGUCAUUGUCCUUGGUCAACAUCAAAGUGACCUAUAAACCCAGAACAGUUACUGGGAAAAUUUCCAGCUGCUUGAGUCAUGGAGGAUUCAUUAAGUGUGCCUGUAUAAUCCAGUCAUUUCCAACCGCAAAUAUUGAAUGGGAUAUUGAUGGAAACUUAUAUCCUUCCAACCACAACAAUAAGGAACUUAAUAUUUCUACCGCGACAGUAAAUGCAGUGACCAAUAGCGCGCUGACACUUACGUCAAGCCGGGCGAAUAUCCAAGCUAUCCAGUGCAUUGUCUCUAAUAGACAUGGACAACUUAAACUCCUAUUGUUAGAUUACACUCAAUCAAGUGCCAACACUGUGAUGAUCGCUGCCGUCAGUUGUGUAGUUGUCAUUGUGUUGCUGCUCAUUGGAGGUUUCCUAGUCAUGCAUCAUUUCAGAAAGAACUUUUCAAAGAAACCAGAAGACAAGAAGGAGAUCAAUGCUGAUGACUGCAGUGUGAUUUACAGCAACUCAGAUGUGCACCUUUAUGGUAACCAGAUGAUAGAGAAUGGGAACAACUCAAUCAAUUCAGUGCUGGACAACAGCGACACCUCUUUAUAUAUGAACUUUGGAGAUGUGCAAUAUGCGACUAUUAAUUUUUCGAAUCUGAAGCCUAAAAUUGCUCCAGAAACCAUGGAAGUUGAAUAUGCAGAAAUCAAGAAAUAGCAUGUGGUCAAUUAGAAUCUGUCCAUUUACCUACUGUACUGUGUACAAUUGAUUACAGUUUUUAUGUUGUUAUACUAUGUAUUAUCAGUGGUUUUAAAGGGGUCUUCCAGUGCAAAAAUUUAACUCCAAUAGAAAUCCUGUCCCCAAAUGUACAUUUUAGUAACUUGCCUUUAUUUAAAAUGUUACAGUUUUCUCCACCUUCUUGGAGGCUUUUCCUGAGACAUGAAAUGUCUUGUAGUUCUAUUGUUCUUGAAAGGAAGGAAUAUCCUGUGCCUUCAGCAGAACAUGCAUCCCCAAAACUGACCUCCCAUUCGACGUCCCCUGACCCUCUCACUAUGUUUUGUCCUCACUGCACACUUUCAACUGCUGAUGAAAGAGGAAGUUUGGUGACCCCCAUGCACCACCAGUACCUGUAGAUCUGUCCACAGAUGAAAGAACUGCUGCCGGUGUGGAUAUUCCAGCGUAGUGCAGCCACAGAAAAUGUGGUGGGGUGGGUGGUGUGGGGGGUGGAUUCUAAUGAGGCAGUGGGUGGAAGGACCAAGGGGGAGAGUCCAAGAAACUGUGUCAAACUCCUUUGGUCACUUGAUCAGAUGGCGUCUUGACAUUGUCUCAGGUAAAGACUGUCAGAAGACAGGAAAACUAAUUGUAAAUGAAGCCAAAUGACUAAAAUCUAUAUAUAUGGGGAAGGGGUGUCUAUUAGAAUAUCAUUGUGUGCACUGGAAUAUCCUUUUAGGAAUGAGACUGUAUAUUUAUUUUUGUCUUAAUUUAUUAUAAUUUCCCUAUUAAAAUAAUAAAAGAUGUACAAAAACAAUAAAACAUAAGUCUAAUAGA